AUGUUUAAAUUUAUUUUGUUAAUAUUAAUAAUCAAUAUUCAAAAAAUUCAAACAAAUAAAAUAUUAUUUGAAUGUACAUAUGAUGAGACUGAUUCAUGUCGUUUACAAUCAUUUGAUGGUAUGAAACAAAUGAUUAUUGAUGCAUCUAUUGAUAUAUCAUAUUAUGAUAAACCAAAUCGACCGUUGUCUGAUGUAUCAUCUAUAUUAAAACCAACUAAAAAUGGAUAUUUUUGUAAAUUACCUUAUAGAAAACAAUCGAAUUUAAAUGAUAUUUAUUUUUGUUAUAAAUAUUCAUCAAAUUCAAGUAAAUGUCAAACAACAAAUGGAUUCGAAGAUGAAUGUCAACAAGGUAAAUAUCAAUUAUUAUUACUUGAAAAUAUUCAAUAUCGACAAUUUAUAACACCAAUUAUAAAUUCAACGAAAAAUUCAAUUCAAUUAACGUAUUAUUAUUAUUUAACACGAAAUGAAACAGUUUCUUUAUCAACUUAUUAUUUUAAUGAACAAGGUCAAAAAAUAUUUAUUGGUCAAAUUGAUCAAAUUCAUACGAAUUUUAAUCGAUGGAAUUUUGUACAACACUAUUUUAAUACUAAUUCAAAAUCAUUUCAAAUAAUAUAUGAAAUAUAUCGUCAUGAUAUGUCAAAUCCUUCUCAACCAUUUUAUGUUGCUUUCGAUCAAAUAACUCUAACAGAACCUAUUCAUAGAGAGACUUUUUCAACAGAUGAAGCUAAAGAUGAUCUUCGAUUUUUUAUUCCAAAGUUAGCUGAUCAAGAUACAUCUGGAUCAACUGAACCUAGUAUGAGUGAUGCCACUAUAUCAUUUACUAUAAAAGAAAGCUCAAUUCAACCAGAAGAAGCUUCAAAUGGUCCUCCAACUGAGACAAUUCCUUCACCGCAGACAACACCUACUGCUACUACUGCAGAUAGUACUACUACUGAUAAUAAUAAUUAUAGUAAUUAUAUUGAUAGUAUUGCUCCUAAUGAAGCUACUAGUAGUACAAUCACUACUACUACGAGUACGAUUACAAGUACUACAGAUAAAAACGGAACAAUAACUGAAGCUCCUUUAAAAUAUGGUUUAGAGGUUGUCCUUGGUCUUGCAAUUGGUUUAGGAGUUACAGCUGCAUUAGGAAUUAUUGGAGUUAUUGGAUUAACAAUUUAUAUAAUUAAAAUCAAAAAACGAAUUAAAACAUCAGUUAGACCUACAAAACAUACUAAAAAAACCCCUUCAAAAACAUCAAAAGAUAUUCCGUUAAAAAAACAACAACCUGAUCAUCAUCCAGGUCGUCAUCGUCAUCAUGAUCACAAAAAAACAAAACGAACAAAAGAAAAUAUUGUUUAA
Messenger RNA from Rotaria sp. Silwood1, 1338 nucleotides. NCBI's taxonomy places the organism in Eukaryota, Metazoa, Rotifera, Eurotatoria, Philodinida, Philodinidae. The record is from the annotation of a GenBank genome assembly.